Hylaeus volcanicus is the source of this 1376-nucleotide messenger RNA. It is a transcript of the gene Mvd, whose product is annotated as diphosphomevalonate decarboxylase. The record is from RefSeq and is a predicted model, not a curated record. Gene Ontology annotation, molecular function: ATP binding; diphosphomevalonate decarboxylase activity. Lineage: Eukaryota; Metazoa; Arthropoda; Insecta; Hymenoptera; Colletidae. Gene Ontology annotation, cellular component: cytosol. The transcript is spliced from 9 exons. Gene Ontology annotation, biological process: isopentenyl diphosphate biosynthetic process, mevalonate pathway; isoprenoid biosynthetic process. Bases 247 to 1266 code for a protein of 339 amino acids.
UAAAAGUACGCGCGAGUUAGAAUCGCGUUACUCGAGUAUGCUCGGAGCGUACCUAUCCAGGUAGACAGUGAAUGAAAGUUUUAAAUAUGAAUACCGUUACUUGCCUGGCGCCUGUGAAUAUCGCCGUUAUCAAAUACUGGGGUAAGAGAGAUGAAACAUUAAUAUUACCAGCCAAUGAUUCCAUUAGUGCCACAUUAGAUACCGAUCAGCUGCUUUAAAUUUUAGCUAUGUGCAAAAACCACUGUGAUGAUCAGUCCAAAUUUCAAAGAAGACCGCAUGUGGUUAAAUGGAAACGAAGAAAACAUUGGAAGUCCUAGACUGCAAAAUUGUUUAGCCGAAAUUAAAAAACGAGCAGGACAUUCCGAUCGCGCAGGGCAAUGGAAAAUUCAUAUUUGCUCCGAGAACAAUUUUCCAACAGCUGCUGGCUUGGCUUCUAGUGCAGCGGGGUAUGCUUGUCUCGUAGCAGCUCUUGCCAAGCUAUACAAAGUAGAGGGUGAUAUUAGUUCGAUUGCACGUGUUGGCUCUGGAUCAGCAUGUCGUAGCGUUAUGGGAGGUUUUGUAAGAUGGCAUAUGGGCACUGAACCCGAUGGGAUUGAUAGUAUAGCUAAACAAAUUGUUCCUGCUUCUUAUUGGUCAGAGAUGAGAAUACUAAUAUUAGUCGUGAAUGACUGUAAGAAAAAAGUUUCUAGUGCGAUUGGUAUGAAAAGAAGUAUGCAAACAUCCGAACUACUGAGACAUAGAGUAAAACAUAUUGUCCCUGAAGUAGCUAAUAAAAUGCAGGAGGCAAUAAUUAAAAAGGAUUUUAAAACAUUUGCCGAAUUAACGAUGAAGGAUUCUAAUCAAAUGCACGCUGUCACCUUGGAUACAUAUCCACCGUGUACCUACAUGAAUGACAUUUCUCAUGCUGUUGUUGAUCUUAUUCAUUCUUAUAACGAUGCUGUUAACAAUACAAAGGUCGCAUAUACAUAUGACGCAGGGCCAAAUGCAACCUUGUAUCUUCUAGAAAAAAGUGUAUCAGAAGUUAUGGGUGUAAUAGAUCAUUUUUUCCCGCCGUCGCAAGAUACUUUGGUAGAGUACAGAAAAGGAUUACCUAUUGAAACGAUUAAACCUUCACAAAACCUGUUGAGUAAGAUGAACGUGCAAAGACAUGCUCCAGGGUGUUUUAAAUAUAUGAUUUAUACUAAAGUUGGCGAUGGUCCAAAGUAUUUAACAGAUCCCGCGGAUCAUCUUUUAGAUAAUCAGGGAUGGCCAAUUAAAUGUGCCUAAUAAUUUCAUAUUAUUAAAAAUGAUUAUUUUAUAUAAUUUAUGUACAAAAGGAAUAUUGGUACUUUUAUUUAUUAUAUAGUGGAAAAUAAAUAGUUAUCUGUGUUAUCGUU